GUCAAGAAAAAGAAGCAAGAAUCAGAUCUGGACAUGGAGAUUUCCACUCCGCGGUUCGUGUCCGUGUCGACUCCGUUGGGCACCAAGCAAAUGACACUCGCUCCGUUCGGCAGCGAUGCACAAUCCAAGUCGAAAUCACGCAAGAAAUCUCGUCAGAAGAAGCGCAAGGCCGACGAAGUUUCAUCGCCGACCAGUAGCUCCAUGUCAAGCGAGAGUUCCAACGCCUCCGGAGCCCCCACGACCGUCGUUAAUCCUUCAUCAUCUUCUCUAUCCAAUGGCAGCUGGGUGAAGAACCUACAGCGACGCGGGGGUUUCUGGGGCGAUGCCUAUUGGUACGAUCUGCAGCUGGAGAAACGUCUGCCUCUAGCCAAGCCCAUGCUGACAGAGCUUGUGCUGGCGUUGCCUCCGUGUGGAGAGAAGGCAGUGCUGGACCUCUGCGCAGGCAGUGGACGAGUCUCCGCAGCCAUUCUAGAGGCGUAUCCGACAGUUAAAUUGGUCCUAGUGGACUCUUCCGAGCAGAGACUGACGCUGGCGAGUCAAAGACUGGAAGCGGUACAAGCUGGAGUCAAAGAGAGGACGCAGUUCGUCACGAAAGUGGUGACACCCACUGCGACUACGCAGCUCUGUGACGAGCCCGUGGACAUUGUGGUCGCCUGUCUGGCCUUCCACGUUCUCACGGAGAAACCAGCACACUAUGCACCAGCAGAGGAAGAGAAGACGAUGGCGGUUGAAGACGAGUACAAGCAGCUCUUUCGAGCCGUGUGGAAGACACUGCGUCCCGGAGGACACGUCAUUUAUGCAGACCAUGUGGGUCAAUUGGCUCUGUUUAAACAGCUAAAGGCGCUAGAACAGGCUGGCUUUGAGGACGUGGACUGCGCAUGGCGUCAAGAUGAUUCCUUCGUCGCGGGUGGACGGAAACCUGACAGCUCAACUGGCUAGAAGGAGACACUUUUUGUGACGUUGAUAUAAUUGGAAAUUGGGCUCUUAGUUGCUGUUUA
Molecule: messenger RNA, 998 nt
Organism: Phytophthora infestans T30-4
Lineage: Eukaryota; Oomycota; Peronosporomycetes; Peronosporales; Peronosporaceae
Exons: 1
Coding region: 34-939 (301 amino acids)
Source: RefSeq, a predicted model, not a curated record